ACGGCAAUGUACACCUUCACCUUCUUGUGUGCCUUUGGCUUCUUUGCUGCUCUCCAGGUGCCUGGCACCUUGUCAGAGGAAGUGGAGACCUUGGCAGUAAGCACCAUCCUGGCCUCCUCCUCAGACCAAAGAGAGAUUGUGAACAAGCAUAAUGCCCUGAGGAGAGGGGUUCAGCCUCCUGCCAGCAACAUGUUGAGAAUGAGCUGGAACAGCGAGGCUGCAGCCAACGCUCAGAGAUGGGCAAACACCUGCUCCAUGAAGCACAGCCCUGCCAGCUCCAGAAAGAUCAGCACUAGCGAUUGUGGAGAGAACCUGUACAUGUCCAGCUACAAGAACACAUGGAGCAACGCCAUCCAGUCCUGGUACGACGAGGUGAAGGACUGGCGCUACGGAGUGGGAUCUGUCAACGGAGGAGUGGUCGGACAUUACACACAGGUUGUCUGGUACAGGUCCAACCAGAUUGGCUGUGCCAUGGCAUACUGUCCCAACUCUGCAUACAAGUACUUCUACGUCUGCCACUACUGCCCACCGGGAAACUACCAGUACGCUCGCCCCUACAAGUCAGGACCCUCCUGCGCCGACUGCCCCAAUGCCUGCGACAACAAACUGUGCACCAACCCCUGUCCCUACACUGAUCAGUACAGUAACUGCCCCGAGCUGAAGCAGCAGUGGGGCUGCAGCAACAAGGACGUGGCCUCUUGGUGUCCCGCCUCCUGCAAGUGCACGUCUCAGAUUAUUUAA
Molecule: messenger RNA, 741 nt
Organism: Xiphias gladius (swordfish)
Lineage: Eukaryota; Metazoa; Chordata; Actinopteri; Istiophoriformes; Xiphiidae
Product: serotriflin-like
Exons: 7
Coding region: 7-741 (244 amino acids)
Cellular component (GO): extracellular region
Source: RefSeq, a predicted model, not a curated record